UUCGUCUAUCAACGAACACCUGCACGUAGAGAGAGAGAGAGAGAGAGAGAGAGAGAGAGAGAAAGACAAAACAGAGAGCUGAUCCUCAGAUCCAAAUUACUAACGACGAAGCUAUCUCUCGCAUUCAUUCCUCCAAUUGAAAGCGAAGUCUGCUCAGAAGAUGGAGGAAAGGAAAUAUGUAUAAAGAAAGAACCAGAAAGGGAAGUGUGAAGGAGAGUACAAGCGAGAAAACAAUCCCGUAAAGUCGCAGCAAAAUCUAUUUCGUUUCGUCCUUGCUAUGGUUUCUGAAUUUAUACUUUUUUUCUGUGAUGAAUCCAUUCAUUCAAGUGUUUUCUCAUAUCGACCUCUUUCUGAGCGGUGACUGUUGAAUGAGUUCGGCUUUUGAAGUUUUAAUGUGUUUGCCAUUGGAGCUCUCGGUUCUUUGUUUCCCUUGCUAGGGUUCGGUUCUUUUGGAUCCUCGGAUUUCUUCUGGCAUGGCGUUGUUUCGGAAAUUCUUCUACCGUAAGCCUCCCGAAGGACUUCUGGAAAUCUCUGAGAGAGUUUUUGUGUUCGAUUGUUGCUUUUCCACGGAUGUUUUGGAUGAAGAUGACUAUAAAAUCUACAUGGAAGGUAUAGUUGGACAACUACGUGACCACUUCCCUGAUGCUUCGUUCAUGGUAUUCAACUUCCGAGAGGGAGAUAGGCAAAGCCAGCUUGCCAGCAUUUUGUGUGUGUAUGAUAUGACUGUAAUGGACUAUCCCCGGCAUUAUGAAGGUUGUCCGUUACUCACAAUGGAGGUGAUCCAUCAUUUUCUGAGAUCUAGUGAAAGCUGGCUUUCUCUGGCACCGAAUAAUGUGCUGCUAAUGCACUGUGAACGAGGUGGAUGGCCAGUGUUGGCUUUCAUGCUGGCUGGACUUUUGAUUUAUCGGAAACAGUAUACUGGGGAGCAGAGAACCUUAUACAUGAUUUACAAACAAGCACCUCGUGAGCUUCUGCAAUUGCUUUCACCACUUAAUCCACUACCUUCACAGAUGAGAUAUCUUCAAUAUGUUUCAAGGAGGAAUGUAGCUUCAGAAUGGCCUCCUUUGGACAGGGCACUUACAUUGGAUUGUGUUAUUCUGAGAAUAAUGCCUAAUUUUGAUGGAGAGGGCGGUUGCAGGCCAAUAUUUAGAAUAUAUGGACAGGAUCCUUUCAUCUUUACUGAUCGGACUCCUAAAGUUCUGUUCUCUACAGCCAAAAAAAGCAAACUUGUCCGUCUUUACAAGCAGGUGGACUGUGAACUAGUUAAAAUUGACAUCAAUUGUCAAAUUCAAGGUGAUGUUGUUCUUGAGUGUAUUAGUUUGGAGGAAGAUCUGGAACGUGAAGAGAUGAUGUUUCGUGUCAUGUUUAACACUGCCUUUAUUAGAUCAAAUAUCUUGAUGCUUAAUCGUGAUGAAAUUGACAUCUUAUGGGAUGCCAAGGAUAGGUUUUCUAAGGACUUCAGAGCAGAGGUUCUUUUCUCAGAAAUGGAUGCUGCUGCAUCACUGAUCACAGUGGAUUUGCCUGGUGUUGAGGAAAAGGAUGGUCUUCCCAUUGAAGCAUUUGCUAAGGUUCAAGAGAUCUUUAACAGUGUCGAUUGGUUAGAUUCAAAGGCAGAUGUAGCCCUAAAUGUGCUUCAGCACUUAACUGCGUCAAAUAUUCUUCAAGAGAAGGCUGUAAUCGACUUGCAGUCAAGUUCUCAGAAACUUCUUGAGAAACUGAUGCCUGUGGUGUCAGAAAAUAACAUCAAGAGUUCCACAUCCAUGGCAGUGGAGAAACAGUCCAUGCCCUCUGUGGAACCAUCUACAGAUUCAAAUUCAAUUAAAAAGAAGGUUCAGCCCCAGGACCUGCAGGUUGCUCUUCAACGGCCUGCUCAAUCUAAGAUCAUAUCACAACGAAUACCACAGACUUCUGUUUCUAAUCCAGUUUCAUCUUCUAACUCUUUGCAAGGGUCACCAGUGCCUAUGUCAAGAUAUCAUAGUGCACCUUCAGCUCUUGGCAUUACGGCUCUCUUGCAUGAUCAUGUUACUUGUGGAAGUGCAGAAGGCACUAAUCUGCGGACAACAUCACCACCUUCACCUGCUCCUUCAAUUCCCACUUCUUCACAUUUGUCAAAACCUGUGGGGUCCUGUGAUGUUUCAAAUCCACCACCACCUCCCCCCUCAAGGCCUACUUCAAUGGGUUCUAGCAAAAUAACUUCUGCAACUGCCCCUCUUCCACCAUCUCGUCAACCGUCAGAUUUAGAAGCACAUUCUUCACUGACCCAGCAUCCUGAAACCUCCUCGAUGGGUAGAGGUCAGUCAUCAGUUCCUCCUCCCCCACCUCUACCCCCUUCCUCUUUAGGGACAUCAUCUUCCAUUGUUAACUCAGAUGCUAAUCUUGCUUGUCCUCCAUCUGCAACACAGUUAUCAGGUGCCACUGUCAACAAGCCAUCAUCAAUUCCUUCCCCCCCUCCUCCUCCACGACCUGUGGCUGCUUCCUCAACUCCCUCUACAUUCAGGAAGCCAGAUUUUUCUCCUCCUCCACCAUCACCACCUCUACCUACAAAGAAGCCAGCUGCUUCUCCUGCUCCGCCACCACCUCCACCUCCACCUAUGAAGAUGAUGCCUGCUGUCUCUCCACCACCCCCACCUAUGAAGGGAGCUGUUACAGUUGGCCCUCCUCCUCCUCCACCUCCUCCUUUACAAUCUGCGGUUGUCCCAGGAUCUACUGUUACAUCUUCAGCAUCACUACCACCUCCUCCUCCAGGUUUUGCAUCGAAGAGUCCUGGCACUGCAUCUCAGAAUUCUUCUCAUGUUCCACCUGUGCCCCCUCCUCCUGCAGGUAUUCAGAGAACCUGUACACCUCCUGGACCACCUCCUAAUGCUCCAUUUGGUGCAAAGGGUCGAGGUCUGUCACGUAAUAUAAGUCAUAGGAAUCAAUCCAAAAAGACUUCCCUGAGGCCAUAUCAUUGGUUGAAGUUAACACGAGCAAUGCAAGGAAGUUUAUGGGAGGAGACUCAAAAAUCUGGUGAAGCUGCCAAGGCUCCAGAGAUUGAUAUGUCAGAACUAGAAAAUCUCUUCUCUGCAGCAGUUCCAAACUCUGAGCGUGGAGGCCCAAGUGAGAAAUCCAAGCGUGCCUCUGGACCUAAAUCUGACAAAGUCAACUUGAUUGAACUAAGAAGAGCUUACAAUUGUGAAAUCAUGCUUUCAAAGGUUAAGAUGCCACUGCCUGAUUUGUUGAGUUCGGUGCUUGCAUUGGAUGACUCAGCAUUAGAUGUUGAUCAGGUUGAUAAUCUCAUUAAGUUUUGUCCAACAAAAGAGGACAUGGAACUACUUAAGGGCUACAAUGGAGACAAAGAAAAAUUAGGGAAAUGUGAACAGUUCUUUUUGGAGUUGAUGAAAGUACCACGGGUGGAAUCUAAACUUAGAGUUUUCUCAUUUAAGAUACAGUUCCGUACCCAGGUUUCUGACCUUCGAAAAAAUUUGAACAUUGUCAAUUCUGCAGCGGAAGAGAUCAGGGGCUCUGUAAAAUUGAAGAGAAUCAUGCAAACAAUUCUUCAACUAGGAAAUGCACUGAACCAGGGCACUGCAAGGGGUUCUGCCAUUGGAUUUAGAUUGGAUAGCCUCCUUAAACUCACUGAUACACGUGCCAGGAACAACAAAAUAACUCUGAUGCAUUAUCUUUGUAAGGUUCUUGCUGAUAAACUACCAGAACUUCUAGAUUUUCAGCAAGGCCUUGUGAGCUUGGAAGCUGCAUCAAAGAUACAAUUGAAAUAUUUGGCAGAGGAGAUGCAAGCCAUCAGCAAAGGAUUGGAGAAAGUUGAACAAGAAUUAAUUGACUCUGAAAAUGAUGGUCCUAUAUCAACAAAUUUUCGCAAGACUUUGAAGGAGUUUCUUGUUGCUGCUGAAGGUGAUGUUAGGUCUUUGGCUUCACUAUAUUCUGGGGUGGGUAGAAAUGCUGAUGCAUUGGCCCUUUAUUUUGGUGAAGAUCCAGCCCGUUGCCCAUUUGAGCAAGUUGUUUCUACGCUACUCAACUUUGUGAGAAUGUUUGGGCGGGCCCAUGAGGAUAACUGUAAACAGAUUGAGAUUGAAAAGAAAAAGGUGCAAAAGGAAGCAGAAAAUGAGAAGAUGAAAGCUGGUGCUGCAAAAAAGGAACCGGAACGCUUGUUGCGGACUCCAAUUGAGAGUGGCAACAUCAAAUGAUUGAUGUCCAUGAUAUCAUUGUCUAUUCAUUAACAUGAGCAAGUUCCCCGUCUUGGAGAGAAUGUACACUCUAAAUCAUCAGUAAACGAUGCCAUAGAACUGAGGAAAAGGAAACAGUAAUGGCAGUAUACAGAGUCUAUUAUUGAUGACAAGGGGAAUGAAUGUCUGAUGACCUGGUGAACUAAGUUUGAAGGCACUAGGGAUGUGGAUGGGAUGAGAUAUUUAUGAUUGACAGCAAAUUAUACGAGGGCUGAACCUGUAUUUGAAAGAGUAAACCUUCUUCAACCUUCUCCCCACCCCCCCCCCCAAAAAAA
This is a messenger RNA of Telopea speciosissima, 4495 nucleotides long. Its product is annotated as formin-like protein 18. The record is from RefSeq and is a predicted model, not a curated record. NCBI's taxonomy places the organism in Eukaryota, Viridiplantae, Streptophyta, Magnoliopsida, Proteales, Proteaceae. Bases 474 to 4181 code for a protein of 1235 amino acids. The transcript has 18 exons.